AUGAAUUCUAUAUUUCAAGUUGGAUAUGAGAAUGCACUGUUUAAUAGAUUAUCAACUGUUGAUCUUCCACAAAAAACUUUAAACCAGAUGAUUAAAUUUGUUAGAUAUUAUAAUGUUAUGGAUAUAUGGGUACUUAAUAAAGUAUUAGAUAAUUAUUCUAAAUCACAACAGCUUAUUAAACUAUUGAAAGAGUUUGUUGAAGAAGUGGAUGAUAAUAAUCUAUCUGAUUCUGAAGAAAGCUUACAAGGUGACAGUACUAGUGAUAAAGAAAACUAUGACUCUGCAACAGAAAUUCAAAUACAAAGCUCAAAGAAACAUAAAG
Molecule: messenger RNA, 322 nt
Organism: Dentiscutata heterogama
Lineage: Eukaryota; Fungi; Glomeromycota; Glomeromycetes; Diversisporales; Gigasporaceae
Source: the annotation of a GenBank genome assembly